Photinus pyralis (common eastern firefly) is the source of this 1009-nucleotide messenger RNA. Its product is annotated as arrestin domain-containing protein 3-like. Lineage: Eukaryota; Metazoa; Arthropoda; Insecta; Coleoptera; Lampyridae. Gene Ontology annotation, cellular component: cytoplasm. Gene Ontology annotation, biological process: protein transport. Bases 23 to 889 code for a protein of 288 amino acids. The record is from RefSeq and is a predicted model, not a curated record. The transcript is spliced from 6 exons.
AUUGAUUUUUCGUCACAACGUAAUGGCGGGUCACUGCGAAAUCGAAUUCGACAAAGAAAUUUAUCAUCCCGGAGAGGUUUUAAAUGGAAACGUGUACGUUACAUUCACCUCCGAGUGUACGGUUAGGGACAUAAAGUUAACGUUUAUUGGACGCGCCAAGGUGUUCUGGAAGGAGGGGAAAACGUGCGUGUACAGGCGCGAGCCCUACUUCGACGUGGAGUCCAGUUUAUUAACAGGCGAAAUGAAAAUCGAGCCCGGCCGUUACGCCUAUUCCUUCGCGUUUGAACUACCGGACAGUCUGCCGUCGACAAUGGACGCCACGCAGGGGAGCGUCAAGUACAAGGUGCGCGUGGACGUCGACAGGGAGUGGACCUGGGAUUACAACUGCGAGAAGGCCUUCACCGUGUUCACCUGCAACAGUCUAAGCUCGAUGAGUGCCGCCCCCGUCGAGUGCGUUAGCGAGAAGACACCAAUCUCGCUCGGCUCUGAAGGACCAAUUGAGCUCACGCUCUGUCUUCCCAAAGCCUGCUACGCGCCUGAUCAGGCCAUCCCUUGUACGGCAACGGUCAAAAACGACUCGGGCGCCACCGUGAAUGAGCUACGUUUCCGAAUGGUGCAGGGCUUUUCUUUUCAUGCCGACGGGAGAGUACACGAAAACGUGCAGGGCAGUAGCGAUGAACUCACCGUCAAGGAUAGCGCUGUUGCGCCCCAUACAGUUAAGAAGUGUAACUUUGAAUUCAGGGUUCCAGCUGACAUGUUCUUCGGGGCGUUGCCAAACUGCAAUUGCAUCAAGGCGUUUUGGACAUUAAAGGGGGAGGCGUGCCUAUCUUUUCCUCACACGAACUUGCACAUCGAGAUGCCUUUGCACCUGGGAUCGGAUGGUGCAUGAAAAUGGGGUUAUGCAAUACAUUUCAUGUAGCCUUAUCGUUAAACGCGUUUAGCUAUAGCACAAGCUUGAUAAACUACAGUAGUAAUUGUUUGUUGAAUUCUGUUAACUAAUAAAGUUCGU